Molecule: messenger RNA, 143 nt
Organism: Funneliformis caledonium
Lineage: Eukaryota; Fungi; Glomeromycota; Glomeromycetes; Glomerales; Glomeraceae
Source: the annotation of a GenBank genome assembly
AUGGUGGUAAUGAAAAUUAUGAACAUGUUAAUAGUGAUAACAGUUCUGAUGAUGAUGUCAAUAGCUCUAAUAAUAGUUCCGAUAUUGAGGAGGAUCGAAAAGUAUAUUCCUACAAUAAUCGCAACGAUGUAGAUGUAAUAUAA